AUGCCCCCUCCCGGGCCACCCCGACGGCAAACGGAGGGCGGUCCUGGGGGUGCAGGGGAUGAUGCACCGCUGCAAAGGACUCCGCUGCGGCCGUACGGCGUUGCCUCUAUCGCCCCACACCCAUCUUAUCCAUCUCCACACAACCACCCCUCUCUCCUCCUCGCAAUCUCCGGACCUGUCGGAGGAAUUGACCCCGGGGCGUCCACUGGCGCCUCUUUCCCAGCCGGAGCGCCCCACCCCACCCCCCCACCUCGCUCCAUCUUGCUCCCUCGACUCCGGCUCGCCUCCUCGGUCCUGCACCGCAGAGGGAGGGAGACGCGCGCCCCCAACGCCUCCGUGCCCGCCGGCUGCGCCUCUCCAUCGCCUGGAGGAGUCGAGGAUGCGCCCCGGAGACGCCGCCAGCCCGCCUUCCCCGCGGCCUCGCCCAGGUCGUCCCCCUUGCGCUUCCCGCCCGGGCAAACUUUGCAGGAGGAGCCGCCGCCUGGAGCCCACCCGAUGGCCCCGGGACGCAGCAGGACGGACGCGUGGCGCGCUCACCUCUCCGGACUGCGCGCUCCGGCGGCCCGGGAAAACUCUGGCGGCGGGGCGCCCCCUUCCUGCCGCCCUCCUCUGCCCGUCCGCCCGCCCGCCGCCUGCCUGGUCCAAUCCGGCCCCUUCCCUCCCGGCUGGGUCCUCGGUGCAGCGGGCGGGAGAGGGAGGGAGGGAGGAAGCCACGGCCCCACCGCCUUAACUCUUCCUCCCCCGGGCGCAGCGCCCUCGGGACAGCCGCCUUCCCACCAACGCCGGCGCGCUUGCAGCUAUCCUUCGGCUCUGCCUGGGCGACAGGGCGGGAAAGAAGAUGCAGAGCUGGUGCAGGUGGUAGCUAGAGACGGGGCCUUUUAA
Molecule: messenger RNA, 882 nt
Organism: Sphaerodactylus townsendi
Lineage: Eukaryota; Metazoa; Chordata; Lepidosauria; Squamata; Sphaerodactylidae
Product: basic proline-rich protein-like
Exons: 2
Coding region: 1-882 (293 amino acids)
Source: RefSeq, a predicted model, not a curated record